Neopsephotus bourkii (Bourke's parrot) is the source of this 2417-nucleotide messenger RNA. RefSeq names its product selenocysteine lyase (gene SCLY). Lineage: Eukaryota; Metazoa; Chordata; Aves; Psittaciformes; Psittacidae. The transcript has 12 exons. Bases 67 to 1410 code for a protein of 447 amino acids. The record is from RefSeq and is a predicted model, not a curated record.
AGGAAAGAGGGAAGCUGAUUUGUGAGCUCUGUGGCCAUGGAGCGGGAAGGAGGGAGCUGAUUGGUGAUGCCGCGGCGGUGGGCGGGCAGAGCAGCUGUGCGCCCGUCUGUGUGUGCCGUCGCGGAGGCGAUGGGCGCCGGGAUGGACUCUGCGGAGGCUCGGUGCGAGGAAUCGGAGGGGAGGGUCUACCUGGACUACAACGCCACCACCCCCCCGGCCCCCGAGGUGGUUCAAGCCGUGCGGGACGCCAUGAGCCAGGCUUGGGGCAACCCCAGCAGCUCCUACCCCGCAGGGAGGAAGGCGAAGGAGCAUAUUGGCAGUGCCCGGGAGAGCGUGGCGAGGAUGGUGGGAGGCCGGCCAGAGGACAUCGUCUUCACCUCGGGGGGCACGGAGGCAAACAACAUGGUGAUCCACACUGCCUGCAGGCAUUUCCACGACAGCCAGGCCACGCCAGGGGACAGCUGGGGGACACCACAUGUUGUCACAUCGAGCGUGGAGCAUGACUCGGUCCGAUUGCCACUGGAGCAGCUGGUGAAGGAGGGCUUGGCGGAAGCCACUUUUGUGCCUGUAUCCCAAAGAAGUGGGCGGGCUGAGAUGGAUGAUGUCCUUGCUGCCAUCCGGCCGACCACCUGCCUGGUUUCCAUCAUGUUGGCUAAUAACGAGACUGGGGUCAUCAUGCCUGUCAUGGAACUGAGCCAGCGUGUCCAUGCUCUCAAUCAGCGGAGAGUGGUGGAGGGGCUGCCCAGGAUCCUGGUGCACACAGAUGCAGCACAGAUGAUUGGCAAGGGGCGCGUGGAUGUGCAGGAGCUGGGGGUGGACUACCUCACCAUCGUGGGACACAAGUUCUAUGGUCCGCGGAUCGGCGCGCUGUAUGUGCGCGGCCCUGGCACCACCACCCCGCUGCACCCCAUGCUCUUCGGAGGGGGACAGGAGAGGAGUUUCCGGCCAGGCACUGAGAACACCCCGAUGAUUGCUGGCCUCGGCAAGGCUGCAGAGUUGGUGAGCAAGAACUGGGAGACCUAUGAGGCUCAUAUGCGGGAUGUUCGGGAUUACCUGGAGGCCAAGCUGGAGGCCUCCUUUGGGAAGCAGAGGAUCCACCUCAACAGCCACUUUACAGGCUCCAAGAGACUUUGCAACACCUCUAACUUCUCCAUCCUGGGCCCAGGCCUUCAAGGGCGAAGGGUGCUGUCCUGCUGUAAGAUGCUUCUCGCCAGCGUUGGGGCUGCCUGCCACUCUGAGAAAGGGGAUAGGCCCUCCUUGAUUCUGCUCAGCUGCGGGAUCCCCUAUGAUGUGGCACAGAAUGCCUUGCGGCUGAGUGUGGGACGGGACACCACCCGGGCUGACGUGGACCUAGUUGUGCAGGACCUCAUACAGGCUGUGGCGCAGCUGGACCAGGACCAAGCCCCAUAGAGCAUGGGAACUGCUUGCUCCCUGGCCAUCAGGCAGGUUCCUGAGAUGCAGUUGUGUCUGACUGAUUCCUGGCUGCCUGUAGCAAUUUGGGCUCAGGGUUUGGCAGGAUUAGUUUUGUACCUGGUCUCUAAGUUGAACUGACGCAGCCUGCAGCUUGUGACUCUGGAUCAGACACAGGGGAGGGGGCAGGAGGAGGAAGUGGGAUUACCCAUAUUGGCAGCCAUGUGCUCUUAGGGCUGCUUAGCUUGCACUCACAGCGGUCACAUCAGGGCUGGCACAGCUCUGCAGCAUGUGCAGCUUGAGCAGAGAGUGGAGGCAGCAGGGAGCUGUGCUGGGGCAGCUCAGCAAGAGCUGGUCAGGACUGUCCCACUCUUCAUGGUGCAGGCAUCUGGGGAGUUUCACUAUCAAAUGCUUCUCACUUGCCAGUUCAUACCCAGCUGCCUGCAUGCGUGUGUGCAUGUUGGCAUUAUGGAGUCCCAAAGCUCAACUGCAUCCAAGCCAUUACAAGUGCGGAAGCCAUAGGAGAUGGAGCCUUUUGCCCUGGAUGCUUUCCACAAAGGAAGCUUUCCUGCUGUCUUACCACUCAGAGGAGGAAAGGCCAUCUGCCUCAGAGGGAAAUGAGUUUAUAGAACAGCAAGAUUCCAGGCUGGGAACUGCCAGGGCCCUCAGCUACUGAGGGGGUUUUUGGCUGGGAAAGCAUUUGGCGUGGCUUUCCCGGCACUGCAUUGCGUUACCUGUUCCCCUCCCUCCUGUCCUUCCUACAGUAGGCAGAACUCCUGUCACCAGUUCUAUGUGAUCCUGAAGGAGACAUGUUGGGGCAGCUGUAACUGUGCCAGCACCACCUCUGAGGAAGUGUGUGACCCAGGAGAUUGCUCUCAUCAAUCACUGACAGAGGACAUAAGUGUCCUCCACAUUGCACAGAUUAGGAGCGUUGCGGAUGGGCUGAUGCUGGGGAAUCUGGUCCCCCUGAAUAUUCACAGGAAUAAAAGUGUUUGCUGUUGCUGUGG